Eutrema salsugineum is the source of this 1414-nucleotide messenger RNA. RefSeq lists its product as uncharacterized. The transcript has 2 exons. The record is from RefSeq and is a predicted model, not a curated record. NCBI's taxonomy places the organism in Eukaryota, Viridiplantae, Streptophyta, Magnoliopsida, Brassicales, Brassicaceae. The coding region runs from base 119 to 1414 and encodes 431 amino acids.
CACGAAGCUGAUGGUGUUCCAGGCAGCAAGACCUAAGAGAGGCAGUGAGUCCGUUGGCAAGCCAGCAGCAGUGAUCAACUAGAAUCGGGUAAAACAACAGAUAUUCAAGAUAAACAAAAUGACGGAUAAAAAGCAGAAGAAACCGAUGAGCGCAUCGGAUUAUAUCAAGCAUAUGCCACACCUCCAGGGCAAGCCCCUGACUACUCAAAACCAGUAUUCAGCUUUAGCAGAAUUUCCACCUCUAUCUUAUUCAAAGGCCGUAAUCUCACAGUCAGGCCAAUCCUCAAACACUAAUCAACCACCUUUUCAAAAAGCCAGUUAUCAUCUCAAAUCCUACAACCAACACUUAAACACAACCCACUAUACCAAAGAAAUCACCCUUAAAGAACUAUAUUCUUACACCAACCACCUCUUUUACGGUGAUGCCCUGAAUCCAACAGAUAACGUAACCAAAAACCGUACCUUUUAUGAGUAUAUUCUGGUAGACUCUAAAUCUAUCGAAGUUACUCAUUACCCAGAUCCAAAAAACCCUAACCAUAUCUCCUAUUCAACCUGUAAAAUACUCCGCGUUGCAUCUAUGCAACAGCUUGGUAUUCUCAACCUCCAUACCUCAAAAAACUUUUCUCAGCCUGGAUUUGUUCUCCCCGGCUAUACCUACGUUGACUAUAUGCAAGCCUUUUUUCGUGUUCUCUACCUACGACCCUAUGACCAUUCCUGGUUCUUAUCCUUUGACCAGCGGUUCAAUAAACACGUACCAGGUUGGUUCAACGAAUGGUGGCACUGGUUUGGACCCAUUGACCAAAUCUAUCCACCAGAAAUAAUCAAGACUUCUUAUCCAUUCUACACCAAACACCUACCCAACACCAAUCCCAUUGGACCUCUAAACAAAAUUUACUUCCAUACAGACAUGGGAAUUCCAUGGAUCUGUUCUUGGCAUUUCAACCUUGUCCUAGCCCUACCUAAUAUGCCAUACUCCUUAGUCAAAGAAUUUCGUGUCAAGUGGUGGGACAAAUAUAACAUCGAAAGAUGUUCCCUGACUAAUAUCAAGAAAUUAUUUGACGCAAAUAAACAAGACCACCUUUUAAUCAAAUCCGUCUCCCGCUCUAUUCCACUCUUAACCCCAUCACAAAUAGCCAACAUUCCUCCUUAUCAUCCACCAACCCAAAUCAAACAAGAACCACCAAGCCCAGCUAAAAACAAAAAACCAUCAAGCCCUACCCAUUCAUCCUCCUCAUCCCAAAAAUCCAAAUCAAAAAAAUCCAAACUUCAAGCUAUGAAGGAAACCCUCAAGGCACUUAGUCAAGAAAUGAUGAAUAUAUCGUCCGACGACGAUAGUGUUCACGGUCAAGAACCCGCCGAAAAUCCUGAAGAUCUAUUUGGCGGACCAUUAAGUCAAGACCCUUUUGUUUUGUAA